GCUGUCGAAUAUUAAAAAACAAUAAAAUGUGUUUGCGUCUGUUUUUAUUUCAAUUAUGUUAAAUUAAUGGCAUUAUAAGCAAUAGUGUGAAUGAAAAGUAUUAUUAAUGCUAAGUUGUGACAUAAUAUGGCCUUAAUUAAGAACAACGGUUCUAUAAUUGACCCCGCGUUGUGUAGAUGCUGCAGAGCUAUAAAGAAAUGCAGAAUCCUAACAUCAGAAUACACUUGGAUGGAGAAGAAGGAGAUUUAUGCAGAUAUGAUAAUGGAUUGCUUCGGUAUUCUCUUGUCUCAUGUCGACGACGAGGUGAAGGAUAGCGGCGUAUGUGCAACGUGUGUCGUGCGCUUGCGCGAUGCUUGUGCUUUCCGCCAACAAGUUUUGCAAUGCGAGGAAUUAUUCCUGAGUGCCAAACUGGAAGAUAGAGAUGACACAAAGAAGGACACGGAAAUUGAACUGAAGACCGAGCCAAAGGAUGAUUGCAGUGAACACAAUUCAUCGAACGAGGAGCACCAGGAGAUCAUUUCUUUAGAUUAUCCACCUGCGGUUGUAGAUGUUAAAUCACCGAAGAAAGAAGAAGAUGAAAAUAAACCAGACUUAGAAACUCAUAAUAAUAUAGCUAAAGAUAUGGACAUUGAAAUAGAUGAUAUGGACGAUGAUGACUACCACGACGACUACUCAGGAUCUUCAUCAGAUUCUGACAAGCCCAUAAAAAGGAAAUCUAAAAGCAAAAAAACGAAAGGCACCAAGAGUAAUGGUACCACGAAGAAAAAGGUACUGAAGGGUAAAGGGACCAAGAUGAAACAGAAAGCAGGUUCUUCGGUAGAAAAGAAAUCUAAAAUUAAAAAGCCUCCCGUAGAAAAGAAGAAUACGUACGAUCGUGAUCUUGAUUGUAUGUCUGAAGAGAACCUCCUCACAAUCAUUCAAUAUUCAUACGUAUGCCCAUUUAAGAAUAGAAGAAAUAAUUAUUAUUGUUUCUACUGUAAGGACUAUUAUCCAAAGCCCGAAGACUUGAGAGAGCACACGGUAUCCCAUGACACAAAACCAUUCCAGCUUUUGAUGGGUUACAAGAAAAUGCCGAAAUUAGACAUCACAAGAAUAGACUGCAGACUGUGUCCGAUGAAGAUAAAUGAUUUGGAAACAUUCAAACAACAUAUAGAUCAAGUUCACGACAAGAAAAUAUAUUUCGAAGCGCCAGACAAGAUGCUUCUGUACCGAUUAACGUGGAACGAUCUAGUUUGUGUUAUGUGUAAUGAUGUGUUUGAAGAUUUCAAUACUUUAAACACACACAUGGUGGAGCAUUUCAGUAACUACACAUGUGACAUAUGUGGUGUGUGCUUCUUAGAGAAACCUCGCCUAGACGCUCAUUUGAAACGCCACAAAGACGAUGAGAGACACACGUGUGAAGUGUGCGGUAAAGUUUUUAAAUCGAACCAUUACAAGGACAUGCAUGUCGAUAUAGUGCACAAAAAGAAAGCAAUAAUUCGGUGUCCGCGUUGUGACGAGUGUUUUAUGUCUUACGCGUUGAAAAACAAACAUCUGACUGAAGCGCACGGUCAGAAACGUACGUAUCCGUGUAAUUUAUGUGACAAAGUGUAUAAUAGGCAGAAGACGUUGACAGAACACCAACGGAGGAAUCAUCAGAAGGUUCUCAAGCAUCAAUGUGAGUAUUGCGAUCAGAGAUUCUAUUUACCAUCGCGUUUGAAGGAACACAUAGCGACUCAUACCGGCGAAAGGAACUUCAGAUGUGAGUACUGUGACAAAAGCUAUCCUCGCCUCAAAUCGUUACAAUAUCACAUACGAACGCACACGAACGAUAGACGGUACCGGUGUCAUAUAUGUGGUCAAGCGUUCAUACAGAAUGCAAGUCUUAAAUCACAUAUAAAGAGUCAUCAUCCAGAAUGUGACAUAGAAGGAUGUUAUUUUUAGCAAUAUUAUAUAUCUAGUAGUUAAUUAUUGUAAUUUAAGAAAAGGAAAAUGUACAUCACUUUAUCAAUAAGCCCUAUCUGAAAAUUUCCAAAUUGUAGGUGGAAAUUUGCAGGAUAAAGCUUCAAAAUAUAUCAACAAAACAUUAAGAAAAUUGUCAUUGUUUAACUCGCUCAGUCUCAAAUUUCCAUAAUAAAUCUAAAUUUGUGUUAAAUAAUAAUUAUUAAGGUUUAAAACUUCAUACGUUAACAAAGAAGACGAAUCUAAAUAAAAAUCUCACAUAAUAACUUUAUAACAAAAAACUUAAAUGAACCAUCUGAUUGUAAAUGGUCAAAUCUGCUCACACCUCAACAUUGGCGAUCUAAUGUAAAAAAAUUUUAAUGUGCAAAGAGCAAAUAUUGAUGCCUGCCAGAUUUUAACCCAAUUUAGUUGGCGUGAACCUACCUAAAAGCCCUUAAGUCGCAGAACGCUUUUCUAAAUUUACCUGGGUAGGUCCCACUUUCACAUCAGUGCUUAGUACUUGCUUGCAGUACCUUUGAUGUUUCUGUUUGACGGUAAACCAGUCAGUAUACAAAUAAAUGGUGCAUAUUAUCUUAAUUUGUAAAUCAUGAUGUGGAAAAAUAAACUUUUAUGAGUGAUGACCUCU
Messenger RNA from Vanessa atalanta (red admiral), 2566 nucleotides. Its product is annotated as zinc finger protein 25-like. The record is from RefSeq and is a predicted model, not a curated record. The transcript has 5 exons. Gene Ontology annotation, biological process: regulation of transcription by RNA polymerase II. Gene Ontology annotation, cellular component: nucleus. Lineage: Eukaryota; Metazoa; Arthropoda; Insecta; Lepidoptera; Nymphalidae. The coding region runs from base 127 to 1923 and encodes 598 amino acids. Gene Ontology annotation, molecular function: DNA-binding transcription factor activity, RNA polymerase II-specific; zinc ion binding; RNA polymerase II transcription regulatory region sequence-specific DNA binding.